AUGGGGUGGAGGUACAAGGCUGGUUUGUGCUUAAUUGCAGCUGUUGUCAUCAUUUGGGUUACGUCGGCGGAGGUUACGCAGGGUAUUUUCACAGACUACAAGCAGCCAUUCGCAGUGACGUAUCUGGGAGCUUCUCUAAUGGUGAUUUACCUCCCAAUUGCAUUUAUUAAGGAUUGCAUAUACAAUAUCCUGAAGAGACGGUCCAGAAGAAAUGAUCAAGGUGAGGGCUUGUGUCCUGGACUGGGAUCUUCUUUAAAUUACUUAGGGGGACAGAAAAUCUUCGAAAUUGAGAUUCAGGGAUCCUUGAAAAGCAAGGACAGCGAUUUGGACCUCUCAAAACAUGAAGAGGGGAAGCCUUUGGUUUCACCACAAGGUGAUGCUAAAAAUAUCGGACCAGAAAAAGAAGUCACAACUAAAGAAAUUGCUACUUAUGGAUUUUGUCUUGCUCCACUUUGGUUCAUCACUGAGUACUUAUCAAAUGCUGCUCUUGCACGCACAAGUGUUGCAAGUACCACAGUUUUGUCCUCAACCUCAGGGUUGUUCACUCUCUUCAUUGGUGCAUUUUUGGGGCAAGAUUCAUUAAAUGUCUCAAAGAUAGUUGCCGUAUUCGUCAGCAUCACUGGUGUAGUCAUGACAACUCUCGGGAAAACUUGGGCUGCCGAUGAGUCACAACUCAACAAUUCUUCUGAUCAACGCUCUCUUGUUGGGGAUUUUUUUGGGCUUCUGUCUGCUGUGGCGUAUGGCUUAUUUACAGUACUACUUAAAAAGUUCUCUGGCGAGGAAGGAGAGAGGGUUGAUGUGCAAAAAUUGUUUGGGUAUAUUGGACUGGGUACACUUGUCGCACUUUGGUGGCUCGUAUGGCCAUUGACGGCUUUGGGUAUAGAACCGAAAUUCACAAUUCCUCAUUCGGCCAAGAUGGAUGAAGUUGUUAUUGCCAACGGGCUUGUUGGAAGUGUUCUCUCCGACUAUUUUUGGGCAUUAUGUGUGGUCUGGACAACACCACUGGUGGCCACCUUGGGCAUGUCCCUAACCAUUCCACUUGCCAUGGUGGCCGAUAUGUUGAUCCAUGGUCGACAAUACUCGGCCAUUUAUAUUCUUGGCUCCGUUCAGGUAUUCGUAGGGUUCGUAAUAGCAAAUCUUUCGGAUAGGUUCUCGAAAUCUCUUGGCUUAUAG
Molecule: messenger RNA, 1173 nt
Organism: Striga hermonthica
Lineage: Eukaryota; Viridiplantae; Streptophyta; Magnoliopsida; Lamiales; Orobanchaceae
Source: the annotation of a GenBank genome assembly